UAAUGCCAACAGAUUCAUAGACCAAGCUCAAGAAGAGUUUAAUUGCUGUGGAUUCAAUGGGCCAGAUGACUGGGUCAACACCACGUAUUUCGAGGAGACAGGAGGAAUGCUACCUCAGAGUUGUUUGUGUGGCAAUCUCAACUGUGGAAGCUGUAUUCGUUUGGAGAAGAAUGUGACUCGAAUAGACCUGGAAGAAUUUAGUGUGGGCACGGGUU
Molecule: messenger RNA, 215 nt
Organism: Geodia barretti
Lineage: Eukaryota; Metazoa; Porifera; Demospongiae; Tetractinellida; Geodiidae
Source: the annotation of a GenBank genome assembly